Molecule: messenger RNA, 2155 nt
Organism: Dreissena polymorpha
Lineage: Eukaryota; Metazoa; Mollusca; Bivalvia; Myida; Dreissenidae
Product: BTB/POZ domain-containing protein 6-like
Exons: 5
Coding region: 153-1520 (455 amino acids)
Biological process (GO): neurogenesis
Cellular component (GO): cytosol
Molecular function (GO): protein binding
Source: RefSeq, a predicted model, not a curated record
CAAGUUAUUUCAGUUUAUCGUUUGUAUGAAACCCGGUUGUAUUAAGCGAAUAUGAACGUGUACUGGAUUAAUGUUAUUAUCACGGAAGAGAACGGUGACAUUAUGAGAGGAUCUGAUAUCAGGAAAUUCGAAACCGAAAGCAGCCAUUAGAAAUGGCGUCCAGCCGGCUUUCUUCGAAAUCGCUUGCCGAAGCGAACCUAAAAAUGCUUGACAACGAGGCUCUAUGUGACGUCACACUAACGGCCGGAAAGGAGAAACACGAGAUAAGGUGUCAUAAAGUAAUAUUGGCCAGCCGAAGUCCGGUUUUUUAUGCUAUGUUUUGCGGACCGCUCGCGGAGACAGGUGACGUCAUUCCUAUUCCGGAUAUUGAGCCAUCUACGUUGGCGAUGUUUGUGAGAUACAUAUACGGGGACCAGGUCAGCAUUAAUGAGGACACGGUUUUGUUGCUACUUUACGCGGCAAAGAAAUACGACGUGCCAUGCCUGGAAAAUUUAUGCAGGUCGUACAUGGAUCUAAAUAUGGACCCUGACAACGUGUGUACAAUCCUGGACCAGGCCAUUGUCUUUGACUGUGCGGAUCUAAGAUGCAAAUGCUUAAAGUUCAUCACGAGGGAAUCUAAAAGUGUAUUGAAAUCGGAGUCCUUUCUCGAAAUUACACAGGCGGGGCUUAAAGAAAUAGUGCAACUUUGUCAGUUCAAUGCAAGUGAAAUCGAUAUCUACCUCGCGUGCAAGCAGUGGGCGUCUCAAAGGUGCACAACUGCGGGAAUUCAACAAACUGGCCGAGCUAUAAGAAAGGAGUUGGGUGAAGAAGUUAUAAGCUUGAUAAGAUUUCCCGCCAUGACGUUAGACGAGAUGAGCGAUGUUGUAGCACUGGACGAUGUUCUCACAAAUGAAGAAAAAGUAAGCGUGUUCCGAACAAUUAUCAAAAAGCAAAACCUUUCGAAAUUCAUCGACGAACCAAGGAAACUUGCAAGCAAGAAAUGCAUGUUCUACAGGUGUAAAACAAUAGCAUCCCCGUGGGCGUAUAACGGAGGACAAGAUGGUUUGAGUUUCAUGGUAUCAGAGGACUGCGUCUUGAGUGCUCUUGAUAUGUUUCUGCCCGAGAUCGAGGGGGCUGUGGAGGGGAUUUUAGAGAUACUCGAAGGCACCUCUAUUGUGCACAAACAGAAACUUAAACUAGCCUAUAGUGCUGGUUUGAAGCACGAACUCGUUCCUUUAGGAACUGACAUCACAUUGAGACAGAGAAUGAUUUACUCCGUAAGGCAGCGAGUGAACGGACCGAAUGUACACAGGUGUUACUUGACGGAACCACGAGUUAGCGUUAAUGGCAUGACCAUGACAUUUUGUGAUUUGAAGGUUGGAACGAGCGAUAAUGGAACGUCGGUUACGAAUGGUCAGUUUUACGGAUUUGAACUGAAACUGUUCGUAGAUGACGAUUGCGGGGAACGAGGAGAAAUCCUACAUACAUUUUCAGGAGCCUCCGGCGGCUGUGAAGGAAUAAACCCGAAAGCAAAUGUGUAGAGCUAUUUAAACGGAUUCGUCUAUCAAAAAGACUUUAUUAAAAAUACAUGGUGUCGCAUUUUGAAGAAUUUUAAAGCGAAUUGCAUAUAACGUAUUGAAAUAGCGCGAAUGGCAUCAACAUGUCAUGCCAUGUCACAAUUCUAGAAGACUUAGCAAAUGAAAAUCCGGUGAAGUUUAGGUUAUAUCUCUGUUUUCACAACGUAUAUUGCAUGCGUUUCUGUUAGUUACUACUUACACUUUUAAAUUGUAUAUUUAUGAAAUACAAUUGACAAUUUACGUGCAAACCAUCUUGUGUUACAUGAAAAAAACUAACGAAUUAGUGUUUACGUCGCAUAGUGUAUUAUCAAGUUAAGUUUUAUAAAAAUAUACAAUGUCAACGGGGAUAAACUGAAAAAUAUCGCGUUGAUGUUGAAGCAUCAUAAUACACAUGGUUUAACAUUAAAAAAGUCAAUAGGUAAAUAUUGUCAUAAAUAAGCCGAAUAUAUAGUGCUAACAGAAAGCUAUUACAAAAAUAAAGCACGUGACCCCAUAAAACAAUUCAAUAUAUUAAAAAAUGAAAUCUAUUCUACUAACAGUCAAGAACAUUUAUCUCACUGAAAGACAUUUGUUUCAAUAAAUGCAUAAGCUGUUGUGUA